GGGGGGGAUGAUACUUGUUGGUAGUGGCUUCAAAACACCUUCAAGCGAACCUAACAACAUUGACUUUGAACUCCAAAAAAAGAAUCUAUUAGAGGGGGAAAUGAAAGAUAUUUUGUUCUACCACAGAAAAUUAUUUGAUUCUUGCCUUUCAAAUAAUUUCCAUGAUACACAAGAACAAUCAUUUUUUUAGGAUUUAAUGAUCUCUAAGAGCAGAUUCACCCCUUUCUUUUAUCUUUUAUAAAGGAUCUGUUGGUCCAGUCAUUUGAUUUGGUAAUAGUAAUAAAAAAAAAUAACAAAUAGAAAAGAAUAAUGGCUUGGGCUGUGUAUCUACGCCAAUCUAUGGUAUAAAAGAAGGUUCCAUCGGAACAAUUAUUUAUUUCAGGGUACCUCUCUCUUUUUUUUUUCAAAAGGGGGAGGCAGUGUGGGGAGAAAUGACAAGAAGAUAUUGGAACAUUAAUUUAGAAGAGAUGAUGGAAGCAGGAGUUCAUUUUGGCCAUGGUACUAGGAAAUGGAAUCCUAAAAUGGCACCUUAUAUCUCUGCAAAACGUAAAGGUAUUCAUAUUACAAAUCUUACUAGAACUGCUCGUUUUUUAUUAGAAGCUUGUGAUUUGGUUUUUGAUGCAGCAAGCAGAGGAAAACAAUUCUUAAUUGUUGGCACUAAAAAUAAAGAAGCUGAUUCAGUAGAAUGGGCUGCAAUAAGGGCUCGGUGUCAUUAUGUUAAUAAAAAAUGGCUCGGUGGUAUGUUAACGAAUUGGUCCACUACAGAAACAAGACUUCAUAAGUUUAGAGACUUGAGAACCGAACAAAAAACAGGGGGGCUCGACCGUCUUCCGAAAAGAGAUGCGGCUAUGUUGAAAAGACAAUUAUCUCAUUUGCAAACAUAUCUGGGUGGGAUUAAAUAUAUGACAGGGUUACCCGAUAUUGUAAUCAUCGUUGAUCAGCACGAAGAAUAUACGGCCCUUCAAGAAUGUAUCACGUUGGGAAUUCCAACAAUUUGUUUAAUCGACACAAAUUGUGACCCCGAUCUCGCAGAUAUUUCGAUUCCAGCCAAUGAUGACGCUAUAUCUUCAAUCCGAUUAAUUCUUAACAAAUUAGUAUUUGCAAUUUGUGAAGGCCGUUCUGGCUAUAUAAGAAAUCUGUGAUUAAUAAUAAGAUAA
Molecule: messenger RNA, 1157 nt
Organism: Lactuca sativa (garden lettuce)
Lineage: Eukaryota; Viridiplantae; Streptophyta; Magnoliopsida; Asterales; Asteraceae
Source: RefSeq, a predicted model, not a curated record